CGUUUAGGUUGUACGCAAAGUGCUGCAGAUUUUAUACACUUUUUGAUUUAAUGACCUUUCUGCUGAGGGACUGAAGGACUACAACGGUCAUGUUGUCAGCAGAAGCUGGAUGUGUGUUUGUGGGAUUUAUCCUGUAUAUCUCAGGGGCUCAGGGACGAGAAAACAGCAUCUGUGCCUUAAAAGGUACAUCAGUGUAUCUAAACUGCUCAGCUAAACGUGGCACUUCAAGCAACAAAUGGUACACUGUGCGCUGGAAUGACUUCGCGUAUACACAGAAUGAACUCUCUGGAGAUGGAUAUAGUGUAUCAUACAACAUGUCUGAAAAAAGACCAACUUUAAAAAUCAAUGAUGUGAGAGAGAGUGAUGCAAACAAAUACUGCUGCAGAGAGACGGCUGACAACCCACAACUCUGCUGGCGCAACAGCACUGGGCUCCGUGUUACAGACCUGCAGGUGAAGGUGAUUCCCACCACAGAGGGACAGACAGUCACACUGAUAUGCAGCACCAGCUGUCCUCUGACUGAAAACCCUGCAGCCUACAUCUGGUACAAGAACAGAGAGUUCCUCUAUCAGGACUGGUCUCCCUGGUACCACCAGCUGGUCAGCAGUGAGGAAGCAGUCACAUACUCCUGUGCUAUCAAAGGCUACGAGCAUCUCAGAGCUCCUAAAGUCUCAGUGGAUUCUGUCACAUCGACCUGCUUUACUGUGACCUAUGCUGGAGGGAGGAUGUGUUCUGAUAGGCAGACACCCUGCUCCAUCACAUAUCCCAGAGAAGUAAAAGUUCAAAGGAAUUCUACAUCUGCAACCUGUACCACCAGCUGUCCUGUGACCAACUCUAAACCUGCCGAUAGGUUGAACCAGAAGACAAAAUCACACUCUGAGAGUCAACAGCAGAGAGAGUCCAGCUCUGCUCAAAGCUUCUACUGUGCUGUGAAAGACCUCGAGGAUCUGCUGUCUGAAUUCUGUACUGAAGAUAAUAACUGCACGAGUGUGAAUUAUGUCACAAGGAGAAUCUGUGCUCUGCCAGGCUCUUCAGUGAACAUUACAAGCCUGAGAGUGAGGGUGCAUCCUGCAGAGGUGACAGAGGGCCAAAAUGUCACUCUGAGCUGCAUUACCAGCUGUCCUCUGCCUCACAACACAACCUACAUCUGGUACCUGAACAGUCGACCCCUGACCAAGCCAAGAAAGCACAACAAGACACUGAUACUCCGUUCAGUCAGCAGUCGGCAGGCAGGAAGCUACUCCUGUGCUGUUGAAGGUGGCAUUACAUCUGGUGAAAAAACUCUCACUGUCCAAAAUGUUACACAGAAACAAACACCAGCAGCAGCAGCAGCAGCAGCAGCAGCAGCAACCGCCACACGAGUCUGUAUUGUUCUCCUGGUUACCAUACUUCUUGUUGUUAUCUUCCUUUGGAUUAGAAAGAAGAGGAUUUCAGGUCAGUCUCCUGAAACUCAAGCAAUGGACAACACAGAGCAGCUAAACCCUGGUCAUGAGUAUAAAAACAUGUCAGCUCAACCAACAGAGCAGGAGGAGCUUCACUGCAGCAGAGUCCACUUCUCUAUGACCCAGCCAGAAACUCUUGACCUCCCCAUCCAACCACAUCAGCCCGAACAACAGGAGCAUGUUGCUCAUGCUACUGUCAACUUCAGUUCCAACACGGCCUCUGAGUGAGCAUCUCUUUACAUAACUGAUUCAGGAUCUACUCAGUGGCCUUACUCAUCUUGAUCAGUGGCACAAUUUUCAACAACCUGACUUUCACAGUUCAAGCCCUCUAGUCUCCACCAAUAUUUCACUUCACUCCAUGUCUCACAGAAUUCCCCAAAAGUCUCAAACACAUAUAACACUGUAAGAAAGAUUUAUAAACAGAUUCAUGAUGUAAAGGUGAAAAGGCAGCAGAUUAUGUUCU
Messenger RNA from Epinephelus fuscoguttatus (brown-marbled grouper), 1905 nucleotides. Its product is annotated as sialoadhesin-like. The transcript has 9 exons. Lineage: Eukaryota; Metazoa; Chordata; Actinopteri; Perciformes; Serranidae. Bases 90 to 1670 code for a protein of 526 amino acids. The record is from RefSeq and is a predicted model, not a curated record.